This is a messenger RNA of Oncorhynchus keta (chum salmon), 10349 nucleotides long. RefSeq names its product protein 4.1-like. Gene Ontology annotation, molecular function: actin binding; structural molecule activity. The transcript has 19 exons. NCBI's taxonomy places the organism in Eukaryota, Metazoa, Chordata, Actinopteri, Salmoniformes, Salmonidae. Gene Ontology annotation, cellular component: cytoskeleton; plasma membrane. The record is from RefSeq and is a predicted model, not a curated record. Gene Ontology annotation, biological process: cortical actin cytoskeleton organization. The coding region runs from base 155 to 2731 and encodes 858 amino acids.
CCUAAACACAUUUUUUUUAAAUAGCCCGGAUAAUAACACACAUGGAAUUGUGACUCUAUUUAUCCAAUGCGCUAAAAUAGUAGAGAACCAGCCGUUUAUUUUCAUUGAGGAGUAUUUGUUUCUUUUCAUGAACUAGAGAGAAGAAGCUAUUGCCAUGACAACAGACGAGGCGACCGAGAGCCAGCAUCAGAAGAAGCCCAGCCAGCAGGAGGCGGAGCAGCAUCAGGCCACGCCUCCUGACCACGGACCCUCUGAGUCCCAGGCCGCCACCAGCCCCGCCACCUCGCCCCAGAGCACUGGCUCGCCCUCGUACUCCUCUCCCCAGGAGGAGGUGCAGCUGAGACCCCGCCGGCGCACCUCAGCCGGCCGCGGCCUCUCGCGCCUCUUCUCCUCCUUCCUGAAGAGGCGUUCCCAGUGCGAGGAGGACGGGGGAGAGAAGGGGGAGAAAGGAGGGGACGGGGAAGAGCCCAAGGCGCCCAUCGCUGACUGUGAGCCAGAGCUCAAGAUCGAGGGUGAUCAGAACCUUGACCUGCACUCGCUCAGCAGCAACGAGGCGCAGCUUAUCCAGGUAGACCAGAAGGAAGACCCCGAGAACGACUCUGAGGAAGAGGGGGGAGAGACCGAUAAGGAGAAAAGAGAAGACGACAGUGCCCAGGGGAAGGAGAAAGAGGAGGAGGAGCCUGAGAGGGAAGGAGAGAAAGAGGGAGUAGAGAAGACAACAGAGGAAGACGCUCAACCUCCUAAGCCUCCCCGUCGACCCAGGAUCAUGCAAAUUAAAGUUACACUGCUGGACGACACUCUGUUUGAGUGUGAGCUGGAUAAACAUGCCAAAGGUGUGGAGCUGUUCACCAAGGUGUGUGACCACCUCAACCUGCUGGAGAGAGACUACUACGGCCUGGCCAUCUGGGAGUCGCCCUCCAUGAAGACCUGGAUGGAUUUCACCAAGGAGAUCCGCAGGCAGGUUCAAGGUGCAAAGUUAGACAAGAUCUGUGCAGACGCACAAUCAUGUACAGGCACCAAUUAUGACUUCACCUUCAAUGUGAAGUUCUAUCCUCCUGACCCAGCCCAGCUUUCUGAAGACAUCACCAGGUACUACCUGUGUCUCCAGCUGCGUAAGGACAUCCUGGGGGGCCGUCUACCCUGCUCCUUUGUCACACUGGCCCUUCUGGGUUCCUACGCACUGCAGUCCGAGCUGGGGGAGUACGACCCAGAGACACACGCACCAGACUACGCCAAGGACCUGAGGCUGGCCCCGGGACAAACCAAGGAGCUGGAGAAGAAAGUCAUGGAGUUGCAUAAGACAUACAGGUCGAUGAGUCCAGCACAGGCAGACAUGGCCUUUCUGGAGAACGCCAAGAAACUAGCCAUGUACGGAGUGGACCUGCACCAGGCCAAGGAUCUAGAUGGAGUGGAUAUUAUGCUGGGUGUGUGUUCUGGGGGUUUGAUGGUCUACAAGGACAAGCUGAGGAUCAACCGUUUCCCCUGGCCCAAAGUCCUCAAGGUCUCCUACAAACGCAGCAGUUUUUUCAUCAAGAUACGCCCCUCAGAGCUGGAGCAUUACGAAAGCGCCAUUGGUUUCAAACUGCCAAACUACAAGGCCUCCAAGAAGCUGUGGAAAGUGUGUGUGGAGCAUCACACCUUCUUCAGACUGACCUCUACUGAGGUGGCUACCACUCCCAGGAAGUUCCUAGCACUGGGUUCUAAGUUCCGCUACAGUGGGCGGACCCAGGCUCAGACCCGCCAGGCCAGCUCUAUGAUUGACAGGCCAGCCCCCCUGUUCCAACGCUCGGCCAGCAAGAGGAACUCACGCAGUCUGGAUGAAGCCAUGGUGUCCACUCCAGACAAGAGCACCCGUCCAGUCAGUGCUCCCAUUAUGUCCCCCGUCUCUCCAGGGGACGCCGCCCCGCCCCCUGUGACCUCUGCCCUGCCCCGAGGUGAGCGGCGAGAAGCCUCCACCGCCCCGGGCCGCCAGUCCCGCUCAGCAGAGAGGAAGACCAAGGAAGAGACCAAGGUGGAGAGCAAGGUGACAGAGGUCUCCAAGACACAGAGCUCCAGACCACAGUCCACCCCAGAGUUCAAGAGGGAGGGAGCCAGGAGGAGUAGGCAUCAUGCCCCUGCAGUCACCACCACCACCACCAAUGGGACAGAGAGAGAGAGAAAGAGCCAGCAUUCGCCCCGAGACAGAACCGGCACGGAGACUGUGCGCGUGAAGAAGAAAAGAGCUAAGAAACUUGAGGGUCAAACUAUUUAUAUCAGGCAUAGCAAUAUAAUGUUGGAGGACCUGGAUAAGACCCAUACAGAGAUCAUGCGUCACCAUACCAGUAUCAGUGAGCUGAAGAGAAGCUUCAUGGAGUCUGUUCCGGAGCCGCGGCAGAGCGAGUGGGACAAACGCCUGUCCACCCACUCACCCUUCCGCACGGCCAGCAUCAACGGACAGCUGCAGUCAGGCACUGACGGGGUGAGGACGGCCUCCCUAUCACCUGCAUACAGAGUAGUUGGUGGCGUAUCAGAGUCGUGCCCUGCCCCACAUUCAUAUCCACUCCCUCUUCCUCCUCCUCCUCCUCCUCCAUAUCUUCCACCACCUCCUCCUCUACCUCCACCCCCUUCUCCUGAGGAGGAUCCGGAGACCCAGAGAGGUGUUCAGGCCUUGGGUAACCGAGCAUCACCGCUCCCCUCCCCUCGCCCCUCUACUGCCAUGGGGCUGAAAAAACAAUUUUACUCCCAGACUUGAAGCUGCCUCCAGCUACCUGGGUAUCCUGCCUGCUCCAGACUCUUCUCAUGUCCUGCCUAUGUACCUGAAGAAUACUAAGCAGUUCCCUCAGAACAUUUAAAAACACAUCUAAAAUAAUAAUAAUAAUCUUAACUUUCAAUCUCUAUUGAGUAUAGGCAUUUUUAAAUGAUAGGCCUAUGGCACAAUUUCUAUGAAUGGAGAUGAUCAUGUUUCUAAAAUAUCACCCAAAAGAAUACAUAUACAAUUGCAGUAUAAUACACUAGUCUGGUGAUUUACCAAGCAGUCUUACCUGACAUGAUAUUGUAUGUAAAACAUUUCAGAUGUCUUUUUCUAUCUUCAUGAACACAUUACCAACAAAUCCCAAAUAUGAGCCUCCCAAUUGCCAAUAGACUUCAAUGUAUUUGAUAAGCUCAUCUCUUUAAGACAGGCUCAUUGACUGACUGACAGGCUGUGGGAUGGCAGUGAGGAGUAGGGAACACUGUGGUCUAGCCAACCUGCACCAAGCCAGUUUCUAUGGUGGUUCUCCGCCUAACGGUGUUAUGAUCCAAGACGUUGUACUGCCAAACAAACGGUUUGCACUAGCUAGCAUUUUACCUGCCAGAGAAGGCCUUUAUCCAACCGAACCGUAGCCAUCCACUCUAACCCCAGCCAUGGAGGAGCAGAGCCCCAUAAAAACUCUCCAGUCCCAAAUAUGCUGCUGCUGCUGUCACCGCUUCCCUGGAGGUUGGGCCAGCCUGGUCCGGCCACCCUGGACCCUAACUCUCACUGCCCAGAAACCGAGAGUCUGAGUCAGGCUGAAGCUCAGUGAUGGAACCCACCACUCACUAAUGUCAGAGUUCAGAGAGUACUCCCAGAGAGAACUUGAUUUUUUAAAAACUCCGCCCUUACAUUCCACCAUUUACCUACUCCCCAACCUCCCUCCUUCCCCCUGUCGCUUCCCCUCCUACCCCACUCCCGCCUAUCCCUGUCCCUCCCCUUCCUAACCCACUCCCUCCCCUGUCCCUUCCCCUCCUAACCCACUCUUUUCCCCUGUCCAUUCCUCUCCUACCCCAGUACCUCCCCUGUCGUCAUCCCUUCCCCUCCUAACCCACUCCCUCCCCUGUCCCUUCCCUCCUAUCCCACUCCCUCCCCUGUCCCUUCCCCUCCUAUCCCACUCCCUCCCCUGUCCCUUCCCCUCCUAACCCACUCCCUCCCCUGUCCCUUCCCCUCCUAACCCACUCCCUGCCCUGUCCUCAUCCCUUCCCCUCCUAACCCAAAACCUGCCCUGUCCUCAUCCCUUCCCCUCCUAACCCACUCCCUCCCCUCCCCUGUCCCUUCCCCUCCUAUCCCACUCCCUCCCCUGUCCCUUCCCCUCCUAACCCACUCCCUCCCCUGUCCCUUCCCCUCCUAACCCACUCCCCACCCUGUCCCUUCCCCUCCUAACCCACUCCCUCCCCUGUCCCUUCCCCUCCUAACCCACUCCCUGCCCUCUUCCCAUCCUCCCCUAAUUCCUGCCUGUCGGUUGGCCAUUCCCCCACGUCUGUUCAUUGUUCUCUGUCUCUCUUGGUCUCCCGUUGCUGAACACAGCGAGGGAAGCGUCCUCUGUUUGAAUACCAGGUAAGAUUACAGAGACAGCAACAGCAGGCCUCCUCGGCUCCCGGGGGACCACCGCUCAGACACCACUAUCUACAGGAAGAAGAAGGUUAUACUUCUGAUGAUUCUGAGGAGGAGGAGGAGGAGGCUCGGGGCCAAGGGCACACUCUGAGGGUCUCUAUCGACAUGCCUGAGGAGGAGGACAGGGCAAGGGGGCCCUCAGCCUGCCAGCUGUACCCAGCCAUGCUCCAGCUCCAACCGUCCCACGUCUCCUUCUCCCUCAUGUCUGGACUGCUGGUCAUGUUUCUCACCUUGUGUUGGUUGGUGUUUAUCUGACUGGCCGGUCCGGUGGAGAGAGAGAGAGACCUCUAAUGAACUGAACCACCCAGUGACUGGCUGGUCGGGUGGAGAGAGAGAGAGACCUCUAAUGAAAUGAACCACCCAGUGACUGGCUGGUCCGGUGGAGAGAGAGAGAGACCUCUAAUGAACUGAACCACCCAGUGACUGGCUGGUCGGGUGGAGAGAGAGAGAGACCUCUAAUGAACUGAACCACCCAGUGACUGGCUGGUCGGGUGGAGAGAGAGAGAGACCUCUAAUGAAAUGAACCACCCAGUGACUGGCUGGUCCGGUGGAGAGAGAGAGAGACCUCUAAUGAAAUGAACCACCCAGUGACUGGCUGGUCCGGUGGAGAGAGAGAGAGACCUCUAAUGAAAUGAACCACCCAGUGACUGGCUGGUCCGGUGGAGAGAGAGAGAGACCUCUAAUGAAAUGAACCACCCAGUGACUGGCUGGUCCGGUGGAGAGAGAGAGAGAGAGACCCCUACUGAAGUACCCCUGUUGAAGGACAGAGACAGACAUUUAUUCUCUGCUCCUCUUUGUAACUUAAUCUAACUCCAACACACAGACAGACACACACACACACACACACACACACACACACACACACACACACACACACACACACACACACACACACACACAGCCAGAAAACGCAGCCAGACAACGCAGACAGACAGACAGACAGACAGACAGACAGACAGACAGACAGACAGACAGACAGACAGACAGACAGACAUUUUCUUAACUCUUUCUUGAACUGCAUUGUUGGUUAAGGGCUUGUAAGUAAGCAUUUCACAGUAAGGUUCUACACUUGUUGUAUUCGGCGCGUGUGACAAAUAAAGUUUGAUUUGACACAGACAGACGGACAUGGACAGACAGACACCAAUCCCUGUUGAACAUUACACUGAGUGAAUAAUUGUCGUUGCAUUGUGGAGUAUGGCAUUAUUGUUAUUGCCAGCACAUUUCUUUUCAGGAAGUGUUGAGCGCUGUACAUGGCUGAGCUCCCUCGCUACCAGAGCCUUAUAGCCCGACUUCAAGGAGCUUCUAAAACUUUUACUUACAAUAUUCCAUGGUGAAAAAGAAAAGCCAUCCAGUGUUACUAACAAACUUUGUCUGCUAACCUGACUCUUUCACGGCUUGUGUUUAGCCUGUAGACUACUGUAUAUUUUCUCUGUUCGUCCACAGAAUCUACCCGUAUCAUAGUCGCGCAUCGAUGUCAAUGGAAGCCUAAGGGAAAAUGGGAUUUAAUUGGUCUCUUAGUGUUCCUAUCAGUCAGUGUAGUAUAGUAUCUACAGGGCAGUGCUCUGCUGUGUGGCAGAAUCUCUCCAACAGCCUGAGAGAUCUGUAUUGCUGAUCUUAUUCAUUAUGAUUUAACAGGUGAACACAGGCCAUGGUCUGUGUUCACUGCUACAGCAGAGAGCUGCUGUCUGUCUGCCUUUGAAAUGCAUCGGCUCUCGUCUACGUUGAUGCUUUUCUAGGCAUGAGCAGGAAGGACAGACUGGAUAGAGACAGGACAGGGCAGACAGGACAUGGACAGGAAAGACUGGAUAGAGACAGGACAGACAGGACAGGGACCGGACAGACAGGACAGGACAGACGGGACAAACUAGAUAGAGACAGGACAGGGACAGACAGGACAGGGACAGGACAGACUGGAUAGAGACAGGGACAGGACAGGGACAGGACAGACUGGAUAGAGACAGGGCAGACAGGACAGGGAGAGCACAGACAGGACAGGGCCAGGACAGACUGGAUAGAGACAGGACAGGGACAGGACAGACAGGACAGACUGGAUAGAGACAGGACAGACAGGGACAGGGACAGGACAGACUGGAUAGAGUCAGGACAGGGACAGGACAGACUGGAUAGAGACAGGACAGACAGGACAGGGACAGGACAGACUGGAUAGAGACAGGACAGGGACAGGACAGGGACAGACUGGAUAGAGACAGGACAGGGACAGGACAGAGACAGGACAGGGACAGGACAGACUGAAUAGAGACAGGACAGACAGGGACAGGACAGGCUGGAUAGAGACAGGACAGGGACAGGGCAGACAGGACAGGGACAGGACAGACUGAAUAGAGACAAGACAGACAGAGACAGGACAGGGCGGGCAGGAAAGGGACAGGACAGACUGGAUAGAGACAGGACAGGACAGGGACAGGACAGGGACAGUCCACUCAGGUUGUAUUUAUGAGAAGAACCCAUGAGUUAUUACUGUUAUCACCAGUGGUCUCUCAUAUAACUGAAAUGGCCUUUAAACCCAUGUUGCUGUUACUACUUUUUGAAAGCAGUGGGCCAAAUAUGGACACGGGUGCCAUUUGAGACGCAGAGAUGGUGUACUUGGCUCACUUGUUAACCUGACUGACAUCAUUACCGGUAACCAAAAAGGAACACUGGUUGCUAAGCAUUCCACUACUGUUGAUGGUGGCCUGCCACUUCCUCCUCUGCUUGCUUUAAAUCAACAAUCACUGCCUGCUGAGAGAGAGAGACACUUCUGUCCAGAGAAGAUUUUGGUUUUACUUUUCAGACUGAUUUUAAACUAAAAUAACUGCUGAUUAGUCAUCUAACCAGUGAGUUUGGAUUGAAGAUACUGUAUGUGUCAACGCUUGACUAGUUUAGAGACUUCUGGAAUGCCUUCCUAUAUGAAAUGCCACCACUCACAGAUGGAGUCUAAAGCCAUUGAAAUGCUAUUUGAGAUGUGUGUUCUCCAAGGGUAUCGCUUGGAUCAUGGCUACAGCCAAGUUGCAUUGAUCAGUAUGUUGCCAUUAGAAACACCCUGGGAAAGCAUUGAUCAGUAUGUUGCCAUUAGAAACACCCUGGGAAAGCAUUCAUCAGUAUGUUGCCAUUAGAAACACCCUGGGGAAAGCAUUGAUCAGUAUGUUGCCAUUAGAAACACCCUGGGAAAGCAUUCAUCAGUAUGUUGCCAUUAGAAACACCCUGGGAAAGCAUUGAUCAGUAUGUUGCCAUUAGAAACACCCUGGGAAAGCAUUGAUCAGUAUGUUGCCAUUAGAAACACCCUGGGAAAGGAUUGAUCAGUAUGUUGCCAUUAGAAACACCCUGGGAAAGCAUUGAUCAGUAUGUUGCCAUUAGAAACACCCUGGGAAAGCAUUGAUCAGUAUGUUGCCAUUAGAAACACCCUGGGAAAGCAUUGAUCAGUAUGUUGCCAUUAGAAACACCCUGGGAAAGCAUUGAUCAGUAUGUUGCCAUUAGACACACCCUGGGAAAGCAUUGAUCAGUAUGUUGCCAUUAGAAACACCCUGGGAAAGCAUUGUUUACCAAUGGACUGGUGGUGGUGGAAGUGUAUUCAAUAACUUUGUGCAUGCGAGUACACGUGUAUUAGUGUGUGUUUACGGUUGUGUGUAGAUAAAUGUGUAUAUGACUAUUAUAACACACAAUGUUAUUAUUGUAGUAACUUGGUUUGUUAGAAAGAUAGACGUUUUUAUUAUGUUCACUGUGAUUCUUCCCGUAGGAAAGCAAUUAUCUCUAUAUUGAUCUAGUAUGUGUUGUUUUAAGUAAUUCACUAUUACAUUGUUCUUAAUAUCGUAAUGUUAGUCAGAGUCUAUGAGGAUUUACUUAAACUAUAAUUAAAGGUGAAAGUCAUUUGGCGACUGUCAAAUAAAUCUAUUCAGGCUUCAUGCUUACUUUAGUUAUCUAUCUGUACUGUAUCUGUCAUAUAGAUGUGUUUACAAAUGGAAUACAGUACCAGUCAAAGGUUUGGACACACCUACUCAUUCAAGGGUUUUUCUCGAUUUUGUAUUAUUUUGUACAUUGUAGAAUAAUAGUGAAGACAUCAAAACUAUAAAAUAAUGCUUUUCCUUCACUCUGCGGUCCAACUCAUCUCAAACCAUCUCAAUUGGGUUGAGGUCGGGUGAUUGUGGAGGCCAGGCUCUCCUUGGUCAAAUAGCCCGUACACAGCCUGGAGGUGUGUUGGGUCAUUGUCCUGUUGAAAAACAAAUGAUAGUCCCACUCAGCGCACUGCUGCAGAAUGCUGUGGUAGCCAUGCUGGUUAAGUGUACCUUGAAUUCUAAAUAAAUCACUGACAGUGUCACCAGAAAAGGACCCCCACACCAUCACACCUCCUCCUCCAUGCUUCACAGUGGGAACCACACAUGCAGAGAUCCACUGCUGCAGAAUGCUGUGGUAGCCAUGCUGGUUAAGUGUACCUUGAAUUCUAAAUAAAUCACACACAGUUUCACCAGCAAAGCACCAUCACACCUCCUCCUCCAUGCUUCACGGUGGGAACCACACGUGCAGAGAUCAUCCGUUCACUUACUCUGCGUCUCACAAAGACACAGCCGUUAGUACCAAAAAUCGCAAAUUUGGACUCAUCCGACCAAAGGACAGAUUUCCACCGGCCUAAUGUCCAUUGCUCGUGUUUCUUGGUCUCUUCUUCUCAUUGGUGUCAUUUAGUAGUGGUUUCUUUGCAGCAAUUCAACUAUGAAGACCUGAUUCACGCAGUCUCCUCUGAACAGUUGAUGUUGAGAUGUGUCUGUUACUUGAACUCUGUGAAGCAUUUAUUUGGGCUGCAAUUUUUGAGGCUGGAAAACUCUAAUGAACGUAUCCUCUGCAGCAGAGGUAACUCUGGGUCUUCCAUUCCUGUGGUGGUCAUCAUAGCACUUGAUGGUUUUUGCAACUGCACUUAAAUAAACGUUAAAAGUUGUUGAUAUUUCCGUAUUGACGUCUUAAAGUAAUGAUGGACUGUCGUUUGUCUUUGCUUAUUUGACCUGUUCUUGCCAUAAUACGGUCUUGGUCUUUUACCAAACAGGGCUAUCGUCUGUAUAACACCCCUACCUUGUCACAACACAACUGAUUGGCUCAAACGCCUUAAGAAGGAAAGAAAUUCCACAAACUAACUUUUAUCAAGGCACACCUGUUAAUAGAAAUGCAUUCCAGGUGACUACCUCAUGAAGCUGGUUGAGAGAAUGCCAAGAGUGUGCAAACGCUGUCAUCAAGGCACAGGGUGGCUACUUUGAACAAUCAAUUUGUAAGUCGCUCUGGAUAAGAGCGUCUGCUAAAUGACUUAAAUGUAAUGUAAUGUAAUGUAAAAUAUAUUUUGAUUUGUUGAACACUUUUUUGGUUACUACAUGAUUCCAUAUGUGUUAUAUCAUAGUUUUGAUGUCUUCACUAUUAUUCUACAAUGUAGAAAAUAGUUUUAAAAAAUAAAGAAAAACGCUUGAAUGUUGUCACACUGGUAUAAAUGAUUCGUGAGACAGAUGCAGGAAUGCGUAAUAGUUUUUAAAAAUUUGACCCAAAUUACGGCGUGCCGUGUAAAGGCACGGGGACGAAGACCAAACAAACACUUAACAAAAACACAGAGUUGAAACCCAAACAAAAGAGUGAGGAGAACCUCGAAUAAAUAACACACUCGCACAAUGAUUUAGCCCACGGGACGAGACCCGUAAUCAGCUUCGCAAUCCACAAUGGCACGAAAGCCCAGAACACACAGCACAGGUACUCACACGCACCAACGGACAUUGUAACAAUAAUGGACAGCCCAACGGAAACCAAAGGGCACAUAUAUACAAGUACUAAUCCGUGGGAAUAAGGGGACAGGUGUGUGUAAUGAAAGUUCCUGAGGGAUCCGUGACAAAUGAGUCGGUGUGUCCAAACUUUUGACUGGUGCUGUAUAUCACUGCUGUUGUUCUGUUUCAUUAUGUCCCUUGUAUGAUAAGAAGUGAAGGAAGUAUUCAUUUUGAAUGUA